Oreochromis niloticus (Nile tilapia) is the source of this 4311-nucleotide messenger RNA. RefSeq names its product formin binding protein 1b (gene fnbp1b). Gene Ontology annotation, molecular function: protein binding. The record is from RefSeq and is a predicted model, not a curated record. Gene Ontology annotation, biological process: signal transduction. Lineage: Eukaryota; Metazoa; Chordata; Actinopteri; Cichliformes; Cichlidae.
GAGGAUGUUUAAAGCCGUUCUAAAGUGCCCUGCAUGGUUUGCUUAGAGAAUUAGAAAGAACUUUUCGCACUGUGCUUAAGAGCAAUUAUCUGCACUCAGGAAGACUACCGACAUGUUAGAAGAGAGGAUGGGAGAUUGUUGGAGCCGCACUAAGGAUCAGUUUGACAACUUGGAAAAGCAUACACAGUGGGGGAUCGAGUUUGUGGAAAAGUACACCAAAUUUGUCAAGGAGAGAUCAGAAAUUGAAACCAACUAUGCAAAACAGAUUAGGAAUCUAUCAAAGAAAUAUCAGCCCAAGAAGAACUCCAAAGAAGAAGAAGAGAGCAAGUACACCUUCUGUCGAGCCUUCCUAACAACACUGAACGAGUUAAAUGAUUAUGCAGGUCAACACGAGGUUAUUUCUGAGGACCUGACAUCUCAUAUCAUCACCGAACUUACGCGCUACCUACAAGAACUCAAGACUGAGAGAAAAUCGCACUUCCAUGAUGGGCGUAAGGCACAGCAGCACAUUGAAAGCUCGUGGAAACAGCUGGAAGCGAGUAAAAAACGGUUUGAGAGGGAGUGUAAAGAGGCAGAAAGAGCACAGCAGUACUUUGAGAAGAUGGAUGCUGACAUUAACGUGACUAAGGCUGACGUGGAAAAGGCACGGCAGCAAGCUCAGAUGAGGCACCAGAUGGCUAAUGACAGUAAGAGUGAAUACGCCGCCUACCUGCAGAAGUUCAACCAGGAACAGAAUGAACAUUACUAUACAGUUAUUCCCAACAUAUUCCAGAAACUUCAAGACAUGGAGGAGAAAAGAAUUGAGAGGAUAUCGGUGUGCAUGAAGAAAUUUGCAGACGUGGAUCGCCAGGUGCUGCCCAUUGUGGGAAAAUGUUUAGAUGGCAUGACAAAUGCUGCCGAGUCCAUUGAGCCCAAGGCUGACUCUAAGCAGGUGGUGGAGUCCUUCAAGUCCGGUUUCGAGCCCCCAGGAGAUGUAGAGUUUGAGGACUAUGGCCAGGCCAUGAAGAGGACAGUAUCUGAAACCAGCCUGUCCAACACCAAAGAGAGCAAAGAGAAGCCUGGUGGCAAGACCAAAGGCAAACUGUGGCCUUUCAUUAAGAACAAGAACAAGCUUAUGUCCCUGUUAAUCCCCCACCAGCCCCCACCUGCCCCCCCAGCCUCAUCCCCACCCUCACCCUCUGCUGUUCCCAACGACCCCCAGUCUCCCAAGCAGCACAAGGAGCCCCUCUCCCACCGCCUCAACGACUUCAUGGCCUCCAAACCCAAAAUGCACUGCCUCCGGAGCCUGAGGCGAGGGCUUUCUCUCAAGCUGGGUUCUGUACCGGAGGACUUCAGUCACCUGCCGCCAGAGCAGAGGAGGAAGAAGUUGCAGGGCAAGAUCGAUGAGCUGAGUAAAGACAUACAAAAAGAAAUGGACCAGAGAGAUGCUCUGACCAAGAUGAAAGACGUGUAUAUAAAGAACCCUCAGAUGGGAGACCCGGCCAGUGUCGACCCCCGGCUAACAGAAAUAGGUCAAAACAUUGAGAAGCUCCAGUCUGAAGUACAGAAAUUUGAAGGCUGGUUAGCAGAGGUGGAGGAGAGGAUGCCGUCUAAGAGUGAUUCACAGCGGAAAAGCGGACUCUAUGAGACCCAGAAUAGCACAACAGUGAGCAACAACUGUGCACAGGACAGAGAGAGCCCGGAUGGCAGCUACACAGAGGAGCAGAAUUCAGAGGUUCAGGUCAAAGCCCAACCCAUCCCCACCCCAACCACCACAACGGAGUUCGAUGACGAGUUUGAUGAUGAGGAGGUCCUGCCUACCAUCGGCACCUGCAAAGCCUUGUAUCCCUUCGAAGGUCAUAACGAGGGCACCAUCUCCGUGGCUGAGGGCGAGCUGUUGUACGUCAUAGAAGAAGACAAAGGAGAUGGCUGGACACGCGUGCGGAGGAACGAGGAUGAGGAGGGAUACGUGCCCACAUCCUACGUUGAAGUGUUUUUGGAAACGAAUGCCAAAGGUGCUAUGACAUACAUUUAACUCAGCAAGUUCUUGCUAUGACAGUUUUUGUUACUCUGUAUUCCAUUCACGUGCUGAACGAGUGGGGCAAGUUACAGAGAUUAUAGAUGCUAGCUCAGACACCCACACACAGACACUUGACGUCGCUCCACAAAGAAGGAGCAAUCGGAUUUGUCCAUUGUGCCUCAUAACAGUCUGAAAAGUUGUUUCUGGUAGCGUGAGCUGUGCCAAUCAGAUAUCAUGUCUAAGAAGUGUUUGAAGUGAAGCCUGUUGUUAUCUCAUCUCUUAUUCACAGCAGUGCCACCUAGUGAUCAUUGAAAAUAAAACAUGGCACACUGAAAGCUCAUGAUGGCGCAAAUCAGCACCUAACAGUGAUCACCUGUACAUUUGAGACAUUCAGUAUUUGAUUUUCUUUUAGGUUUUAAAAUGUUGAAUAACAGUAUUCCACUCAAAUAAAAACACUGUUAAUCGAGACUUUGAGCCAGAACUGUGGCCAAAGCUGAGUCUGUGUGGUGAUAAAUCAGCUGAGUGAAUGUAAGCACCAUGUGAAGAGGCAGUGACCAUCAACUCAAAGUUACAUUUUUAGAAGUUAUUGUGUUUUGGUCACUUGACGUACCUAAAAAGAAAGAAUGCUUAAUGUGCAAUCAAGCAAAUGUAAUUUAAAUCAGCUGUACAGUAUGAAGACAUAUCAAGAGAUAUUUUUGUAGGUUAAACUAGAUUAAAAAUCAUGCUGCUGCCUCUCAAGUGUCGCAUGCUCUAGAUAAAUUACAGUGUUGUUACAACAAGAACAAGUUAUUUUCCCCUGUAAGGGGCCAUUUUUUAAAAUAUUGUCCAGUUUAAUAAAAUUAAUAGCCGCCUUAUAAUGUUUCCUUUUUCUAAAUUCACCUUUUGAUAAUGACAGUGUUGGGCUGUUCUGGUCCUUUUUUGCAGGCCAGUGGUAAAAGAAUAAAGGACUGAGAAUUAGCUGAAGUGAACUAUAUAUGGUGAGGCUGAGCUGGGAUAUGGAGCUGGUCAUGACUCUAAAGCUUUGUGGUUUGUUUGCAUCGGUCUCUGAAGUGUUUACUCUAAGAGCAUGGUGUGUGUAGCCUCUGGGUCAUUUCACUGCUCUGUUACUCUUUUCCAAGAUCAGCGCUCUCUCAAAAAUCAUACCAGAGCCUUUGUUUAACUCUCACUCUUUUAAAGACACAACUCACCUCAAAAUUGAAUUUACACAUUUUCCCUCUGGCCUCUAGUGCUAUUUUCUUACUGUGCAACUACAUCAACUAACUGUAAAAAGCAUGCAGCUAGCUAACAUUAGCAGAGGGGGGCACCAUUGAUGUUUACAUGCUGUCACUCUGCUAUGAACAAGAGACUGUUGUCAGUCUUUUCUGCCCAGUGAGACAGUUUAGGUAGAAAGAAAACAGGUUUUACAUAAAUCUGCUCGCACCAAAACAGUCUAGAUCAGGGAUGACAAAAGCAUUUCACACUGUGGGCCACAUAUAGCCGCCUACCAGUUCUACUCCCCUUUCUGUCAGUGUUAAAAAGUAAAAUUACACAUUUAAACUUUGAGAUAUCUUAAUAUAAUUUUUUAAAAUAAGGUGCAAUUUCAACAGGACAUCUCAUUUUUUUGUACAUGAUAAAGAAAAACUGCUGUAGUAAAUGACAGAAUGACUCUUUGGGCUUAAAUGGUGAGAAACAAAUUACAGAAAAAAAUUUAGCUGUAGCACAUUGACUACCCUGUAAUUAAUAGCAUUUUUCUUUAGUUCAUUCACAGAAAAUGUCCUUUUUUUCCUUACUGUGUACACAUUGUAAAAAAACCCUUCCUGUCAUUUCAUUUUUAUUCUAUAACCUAAUUACUUUAGUGUAGUGUGAAUAGCUAUAGGCUGGUUUUUAUCAUUAAAGAUAAAGCUGGAAAACUUAUAAAAAUAUCAUCUUUCAUGUUUUCCAAAGCUGUCCAGUGGACCUGAUUAGGAGUCGUUGCCAGGCCGAUUCUGGACCCGGGGUCUUAUGUUUGACAACACAGAUCUAAAAAUAGUACUACAGGCCAGAUUUCGUAUGAUUUUGGGAGUUGAAGGGUCCCUUGUAUCAGUUUUGAAGAUUUGUUAAAGCCAUAGCAUGGCCGUGUCUGCGAGGUGUAACUCUACAUCAGGUUUUACACAGAGUAAUUGUGAAAUUUGGUGUGUGCUGUGGCGUGUGUGGGAGUUUUAUCGUAACAGGAUUACAGCAUGUUGUGACAGUACAGCCACUGCAUUCUAACAUGCAUUCAAGCCCAGUGGUUUUUAGUUAAACACAUGCAUGUUUGGGUUAAUUCAGGUCGUACAACACACGUCUUUCUUGGA